UUAAUCUAAUUCUAAUCUAGGGCACCGCUGCUCUUCCUUCUUCCUUGUUAUCAUCACACACUCAUUUCUUCCUUUUCUCACUUCGCACACGAACUUCUCGUCGUCUCCUCUCCGCUUCGCUCUCUGAGCCCUCAUCCACAUCCAUUCAACUAAAUAAUACAUAGAUUCACUCACUCACUCACUGCAACCACCAAAUCGGUGCAAGUAAUUUGUUUGUAGCAUGCCCCCAACCAUGACUACUAAAAACCCCACUCGGGCUGAAGAACUCAAGCUCCUUGCAAAUGAAGCGUUUAAAGCGCAUAAAUAUUCUCAGGCUAUUGAUUUGUAUUCGCAAGCGAUAGAAUUAGAUGAGGGGAACGCUGUGUACUGGGCUAACCGUGCUAUUGCGCAUACCAAGUUGGAGGAGUAUGGAAGUGCCAUACAGGAUGCCACAAAAGCUAUUGAAGUUGACCCUAAAUAUUCUAAGGGUUAUUAUAGGCGGGGAGCAGCAUAUCUGGCUAUGGGAAAGUUUAAAGAGGCUCUCAAGGAUUUUCAACAACUCAAAAAAAUCUGUCCAAAUGACCCUGAUGCUACCAAGAAAUUGAAGGAGUGUGAGAAAGCAGUGAUGAAACUAAAAUUUGAAGAAGCUAUAUCUGUUCCCAAAUCAGAAAGACGCUCAAUAGCUGACUCUAUUGAUUAUCGAACAGUAGGGACUAGACCUGGCUCAUCUUAUGUUUCCAUGAAGGUUACUGCUGUAGCAGCAGCAGUAGCACUUCUUGCCGUAUAUGUGAGGACAAAAUCGACCAUAGCAAUGGCAGCAACAGCUAUGGUGGUUAUAUUGGUGUUUUGGGGAACAUAUUGGCAGGAUCACUUCAAAGACACUGUCUUUAGACUCUUUACCAAGGGUGGGGCACUUGACUUAGAUGUGGAAUCACAAUAUUCUGGUGCAAGAAUAGAGGGAGAUGUUGUGACUUUGGAUUUUGUGAAGAAAAUGUUGGAUGAUUUCAAGAAUCAGAAGUGCUUACACAAAAGAUUUGCAUACCAAAUUGUGCUGCAAACAAGAAAACACCUUCGAGAAUUACCAUCUCUUGUCAAUAUUAAUGUUCCAGAUGGAAAGCAUUUCACUGUAUGUGGUGAUGUGCAUGGGCAGUUUUAUGAUUUGCUAAAUAUAUUUGAGCUCAAUGGACUUCCCUCUGAAGAUAAUCCGUAUCUGUUCAACGGGGACUUUGUAGAUAGGGGCUCCUUUUCCUUAGAGGUCAUACUUACACUGUUUGCCUUCAAGUGCAUGUGUCCAUCAGCCAUGUACCUAUCUCGGGGCAACCAUGAAAGUAAAAGCAUGAAUAAGAUAUAUGGUUUUGAGGGUGAAGUCAGGUCCAAAUUGAGUGAUACAUUUGUGGAGUUAUUUGCGGAAGUAUUCUGCUGUUUACCUUUGGCUCAUGUCAUUAAUGAGAAAGUGUUUGUGGUCCAUGGUGGCCUCUUCAGCGUGGAUGGCGUGAAGCUCUCUGACAUUAAAGCCAUUGACAGAUUUUGCGAACCUCCUGAGGAGGGGUUGAUGUGUGAACUUCUGUGGAGUGAUCCACAACCACAGCUUGGACGAGGACCAAGCAAACGUGGUGUUGGCCUUUCAUUUGGUGCUGAUGUAACAAAGAGAUUUUUGCAGGACAAUAACUUAGAUUUAGUAGUGAGGUCACAUGAAGUCAAGGAUGAAGGAUAUGAGAUCGAGCAUGAUGGUAAACUUAUUACCGUGUUUUCUGCUCCAAACUACUGUGAUCAGAUGGGAAACAAGGGCGCAUUGAUUCGUUUUGAAGCCCCCGAUCUCAAACCCAACAUUGUGACAUUUUCAGCCGUGCCACACCCUGAUGUCAAGCCGAUGGCAUAUGCGAACAACUUCCUGCGCAUGUUCUCAUAAAAAUCCAAAAUGCAAUCCCAACUUGUAAUAUUUUUUGUUGCUGCUGCUGCUGCUGCUCAAGUGCAAAAUGGCGGUGAAAGGCUGAAGACAUUAAUCAAAUUAUAGUGCAUGCUAUUCUCUGCAUAAUUUAGGCUAUAGCUAUCAACGUACAACAUUUUUCCAUAUAGUUUGUGUUCAUAACUAUUGUGAUUUUGAAUUGAUUAAUUUUCUACAUUUAAGUUUAAUUGCCUGUUUGGAACACUCAACAUGGUGCAAAAGAACAUCUACGUUGCUGUUU
This is a messenger RNA of Andrographis paniculata, 2165 nucleotides long. RefSeq names its product serine/threonine-protein phosphatase 5. The record is from RefSeq and is a predicted model, not a curated record. Bases 221 to 1888 code for a protein of 555 amino acids. The transcript has 13 exons. Gene Ontology annotation, molecular function: protein serine/threonine phosphatase activity; protein binding. Gene Ontology annotation, cellular component: cytosol; nucleus. Lineage: Eukaryota; Viridiplantae; Streptophyta; Magnoliopsida; Lamiales; Acanthaceae.